Molecule: messenger RNA, 1185 nt
Organism: Dovyalis caffra
Lineage: Eukaryota; Viridiplantae; Streptophyta; Magnoliopsida; Malpighiales; Salicaceae
Source: the annotation of a GenBank genome assembly
AUGGCUGUGAAUAUUACUGCAAACUUGAGGUACCCAGAGGUGGUUUUGCCGCCUUCAUCAUUCGGUGGUCGAACGAGAUUGAAAGCAAAUUCAAAGGCUGGUAAAAUUUCUGUGAUUAAAGCUAUCCAAACCCAAGAGGAAGCAGCAGUUGCAGCUCCUACUUCCACUCGAUUUCAGGCUCGACGAAUGAGACGACCCCAGAAUAUAGAAGGAGAGUUCUUUGUAGAUCACACGUGCAUAGAUUGUGAUACCUGCCGUUGGAUGGCUCCACAAGUCUUCACACGAAUAGGUGAGAUGUCUGCAGUUUUUAAGCAGCCAACUUCUGGGCAGGAACGCCUCAAAGCUCUUCAGGCCUUACUUUCUUGUCCAACAAGUUCAAUCCAUACUGAGAAACCUGCUCCUGAUAUUCAUCAAGCUCAGAAGACAUUCCCAACGCCAAUUGAUCAGCAGAGAAUUCCGGGUGUGUAUCACUGUGGAUAUCAUUCAGAGAAAUCUUAUGGAGCAGCUUCCUUCUUGAUUGUCCGUCCUGAAGGAAAUAUAAUUAUAGACAGUCCUAGAUACACACAGAGACUGGCUCAUAACAUUGAUAUGCUGGGGGAGCACGUUACAUGUUUCUUACCCAUGAGUAUGAUGAAGGAUGAUGUUGCAGACCAUAGGAAGUGGUCAGAGAAGUUAAGCUGUGACAGAAUUCUGCACUCUGGAGAUGUCGACAACUCUACUGCUGAUGUUGAAACAAAGCUACAGGGUGAUGGUCCGUGGAACCUUGGCGAGGAUGUCCAGCUUAUACAUACUCCAGGUCACACAGAAUUAAAGGUUUGUGGAGGGGAGCCAGAGUGGGGAAAAGGUGAGAGAGGUAGGCUGCAGAGUCGUUUGGUUGGAAGGGACUGGAAUGAUAGAAGAGAGCGGAUUAGGAAGGAUUGUUUUUCCCCUGAAUCUAGGACAACCGGAUCAGUCUGCUUAUUCUACAAGCCACUGAAGAUAUUAUUCACUGGAGACCAUCUAGUGAUGACAGAAACAGGGCUGAGCAUUUUUCCAAUGCAGCUAGAUAGCGUCCUCAAGCUGCUAGAUUUAGACUUCAACUGGAUAAUACCAGGUCACGGAAGGAGAGUUGAAUUUAAGGAUCGUGAGGAGAAAAAUUCAAUUCUGAAAGCCUUUGUGGAGGAGAAGUACAGCCAGUACAGGUGA